Syzygium oleosum is the source of this 2003-nucleotide messenger RNA. Its product is annotated as sugar transporter ERD6-like 4. Bases 225 to 1694 code for a protein of 489 amino acids. The transcript is spliced from 18 exons. The record is from RefSeq and is a predicted model, not a curated record. Gene Ontology annotation, molecular function: sugar transmembrane transporter activity. Gene Ontology annotation, cellular component: membrane. Gene Ontology annotation, biological process: transmembrane transport; carbohydrate transport. NCBI's taxonomy places the organism in Eukaryota, Viridiplantae, Streptophyta, Magnoliopsida, Myrtales, Myrtaceae.
GCGUCGCAGCCGGUCACCUACUUGCGCCACCACCUUCUUCUUCUCCUCCUCCUUCUUCAACGCCAACAGUCAAUCAUCAUCAGUGGCGAUUCGGCCAUCUUUGAAGAUUCAAGAUCACGCGCUCCGCAUCGCUCCCUCCCUCGCUCGAGCUUGAGGAGGAGGAAGACGAAGCGGCGGCGGCGGCGGCAACAUCUUCUGGUGGAGCUCCGGCUUCGAGCGUCAAGAUGAGCGCCAUUGAGGACGCCGAGGACGAUAAGGAGCUGAGGAAGCCGUUCCUCCACACGGGGAGCUGGUACAAGAUGCAGGGGAUGGGGUCGAGGCAAUCCAGUGCCACCGCAUCGGCGCAGAUCCUCCGCGACGGCUCCGUCUCCGUCCUCCUCUGCGUCCUGAUCGUCGCCCUGGGCCCUAUCCAGUUCGGAUUCAGCUGUGGAUAUUCGUCUCCUACGGAGGAGGACAUAAUGAGCGACCUAAGCCUUUCGCUCUCGCAGUAUUCGAUAUUCGGCUCGUUGGUGAAUGUGGGAGGUAUGAUCGGGGCAAUCACGAGUGGCCAGAUGGCGGAGUACAUCGGUCGGAAAGGGUCUCUGAUGAUCGCUGCAGUCCCUAAUGUUAUAGGGUGGCUGAUAAUAUCCUUUGCCAAGGAUUCCUCAUUCUUAUACAUGGGAAGGUUGUUGUCGGGAUUUGGUGUGGGUGUAAUUUCUUAUACGGUGCCAGUAUAUAUAGCUGAGAUAUCGCCUCAGAACAUGAGAGGAACCCUGGGAUCUGUGAAUCAGCUCUCAAUUACAACGGGACUUUUGAUGGCUUACUUUUUCGGACUAUUUCUCAACUGGAGGAUCCUUGCUAUCUUGGGGUCUCUUCCAUGUCUAAUAUUGAUUCCUGCCUUAUUUUUCAUCCCAGAGUCUCCUCGAUGGUUGGCCAAAAUGGGUUUGACAGAGGACUUUGAAGCCUCUUUGCAGGUCCUACGGGGAUAUGAUACUGAUAUUUCCCUUGAAGUUAAUGAAAUCAAGAGAUCUGUUGCAUCAACAAGCAAAAGAACAAUGAUCAGGUUUGCAGAGCUCAAGCGGAAAAGAUAUUGGUUUCCUUUAAUGGUAGGAAUCGGACUUCUUGUGCUCCAGCAACUCAGUGGCAUCAAUGGUGUUUUAUUCUAUUCCACCACAAUAUUUGAAACUGCAGGGAUUUCUUCAAGUAAUGUUGCAAGUGUUGGAGUUGGUGUUAUCCAGGUUCUUGCCACUGGGGUUACCACUUGGCUCCUGGAUAAAGCAGGCCGAAGGCUGCUUCUAAUAGUAUCCUCAUCCGCAAUGACUUUGAGCCUUGUUUUUGUGGCUGUAGCGUUUUAUAUAGAGAGUUCUGCUUCAGAAGACUCUACGUUAUACGACAUAAUGGGAAUAUUGGCCCUGGUUGGGGUUGUGGCUUUUGUUGUUGGCUUCUCUCUGGGAAUGGGAGCUAUUCCAUGGAUUAUCAUGUCUGAGAUUCUUCCGAUAAAUAUUAAGGGCCUUGCCGGCAGCAUAGCAGUGUUGGCAAACUGGACAACAUCGUGGGUAGUCACAAUGACCGCAAACUUACUGUUGGAUUGGAGCACCGGAGGUACCUUCACAAUCUACGCAGUUGUGGCUGCCUGUUCCGUUGUCUUUGUGGUACUCUUUGUUCCAGAAACUAAGGGAAGGACUCUGGAAGAGAUUCAGUCGUCGUUCAGAUGAUUUUUGCCUCCUGUUGUCACAUUGAUUUUUGCUGCUCAAUAACACGGACACAGAGAGAGAGAGUGAGAGCUCGCAAUUGUUUAUUGACCUUCUCCUCAACAGAGAUUUGGAUAUGUUUUUCAUGUUUUCGAACCUCAUUUACUUAAGAACUCGCAAAAUGUACCAAGAUAUGCAGUAUGAGCAUACAACAAAUCAUAGUAUCGGCAGAAUUAGCAAGCGGCUUGAUACUCGAGAUGACGAAGCCAAAGGGGUCUCCUGUUUUUCUUCUGCAAUUGAAAUUUGAUGCAAGGAGUUUAUUUGUUGCUCUUG